GUAGACAGACCGGUAGACAGACAGUAUAGACAGACCAGUAGACAGACCGGUAGAUAGACAGACAGGUAGACAGACAGGUAGACAGACAGGUAGACAGACAGUAUAGACAGACAGGUAGACAGACCGGUAAUGUCCCAGGUUCCUCAGGUGCAUACCCUCCAGACCCCCUGCAGUACUCUGCCAGCCCAUACCGUGCAGCUGUCUGGAUCUCAGGGUCCAGGAGGGGCUCUACCCAGAAGGGGGGAGGGGCUCUACAGGCCUGUUCUACUACGGAACCGUCACUCUACAGGCCUGUUCUACUACGGAACCGUCACUCUACAGGCCUGUUCUACCACGGAACCGUCACUCUACAGGCCUGUUCUAACUCGAAAGCCUCACUCUACAGGCCUGUUCUACUACGGAACCGUCACUCUACAGGCCUGUUCUACCACGGAACCGUCAUUCUACAGGCCUGUUCUACCGGGGAACCGUCACUCUACAGGCCUGUUCUACCACGGAACCGUCACUCUACAGGCCUGUUCUACCACAGAACCGUCACUCUACAGGCCUGUUCUACUACGGAACCGUCACUCUACAGGCCUGUUCUACCACGGAACCGUCACUCUACAGGCCUGUUCUACUACGGAACCGUCACUCUACAGGCCUGUUCUACCACGGAACCGUCAUUCUACAGGCCUGUUCUACCGGGGAACCGUCACUCUACAGGCCUGUUCUACCACGGAACCGUCACUCUACAGGCCUGUUCUACCACAGAACCGUCACUCUACAGGCCUGUUCUACUACGGAACCGUCACUCUACAGGCCUGUUCUACCACGGAACCGUCACUCUACAGGCCUGUUCUACUAUGGAACCGUCACUCUACAGGCCUGUUCUACCACGGAACCGUCACUCUACAGGCCUGUUCUAACUCAGCGUCACUCUACAGGCCUGUUCUACUACGGAACCGUCACUCUACAGGCCUGUUCUACCACGGAACCGUCACUCUUACAGGCCUGUUCUACCGCGGAACCGUCACUCUACAGGCCUGUUCUACCGUGGAACCGUCACUCUACAGGCCUGUUCUACCACGGAACCGUCACUCUACAGGCCUGUUCUACCACGGAACCGUCACUCUACAGGCCUGUUCUACCACGGAACCGUCACUCUACAGGCCUGUUCUACUACGGAACCGUCACUCUACAGGCCUGUUCUAA
Molecule: messenger RNA, 1194 nt
Organism: Oncorhynchus gorbuscha (pink salmon)
Lineage: Eukaryota; Metazoa; Chordata; Actinopteri; Salmoniformes; Salmonidae
Exons: 2
Coding region: 130-1194 (354 amino acids)
Source: RefSeq, a predicted model, not a curated record